UAAAAAAAAAUCGUAUUUUCAUAAUUGAUAUUGUAUUAGUUAUGAUGCUAGCGUAGAAAUAGGUAAAUUUUCUGAAUGGUAUUGAUUUAGGAAGUUAUCUCUCUUUCUUAUUUAGUGCACCAAUAUAUUUUAAAGAUACUAACUAUAAUAUCUUUAAAUACGAUUAUUAUUUAUAACAUUUUAAUAUAUGAAUAUUAUGAUUUUUUGGGUUUGUAGGAAUUUGGUUAUGUUUGUCAAAUUAAUUUUGCCGGUUUACGCCUGUCUAUUUAAGUUCGCUGGUUUUAUUAUGUUAUAAACGAUGACUGUCAUACAUAAUAAUAAAAAGUUAGUACUAAAUACCAAAUAUAUUUCUAUUUUAAUAAUUUAGAUAAAAUAAUUUUAUUGAUAUGAUUUACUAUUUACGUAUAUAAUAGUUAGGUAGUUAUGAAUUUUGUGUGCCUAUAAUUAAGGCGAUUAAUCACGCACAUAUGCUGAAUUCCUAUUAUCUACAAUUAAAUUAAAUCUAUAGGAACAAAGAAUUUGGAAUGAUGGUGAAUCAUGCAGAAGAUACUAUAAAAAAUAGUGGUUAUCUAAAUUAUAGGAACUUGUUAGUAAUUAUUUCAUUUACGGAAAUCAAGCUUUAUUGUGAAUAGUAAAUUUUUGUUAGAUCAAUUGAUUAUCUUUAUACCAGCAAUAUAUUGUUUACAUAUACAUGAUUGUGAAUCACAAUUUGUGAUAUCUUGUUUAGCAUGUAUAUACUGUUUAUAUGAUGAUUUCCAUAUGCUUAAGAAAUCGUGAUGAAUAGUUUGGUUUGGUUUGUAAUUGGCAGUUCUAAUAGAAAAAACUACCGGUCGUACGUUUAGUGGAGUAUUGGAUUGGAAUAAUAUAAGGUAUGUGCUGGUUGCUCAACUAUUAAAACUGGAGUAUUGGUUUCGAAUGAUGUAAGUACGUGCUGAUCUAAUUUUAUUAAUACGAUUGUAUAUGGAACGGGAUGGUUUAACGUUUUUUUGGUAUAGAAAAUAAAUGGGCUAAGGAAAGUGUAAAACUACUGUGUUUAAGGCCAGUGGCAUAUAAUUGUAAUUAUUGAGAAAAACUUAGGGUGAAGAUUUAUUUGUACUUCAGUUUUAAUAGUUUAGAUAUAUUAACCCCCAAUUAAUAAAAUAAACAUGUAAGUGUAAAAUAAUCUAUGACAAUAUAUAAGUGGACGCACCCCAUCCUCAAGAAAAUAUACUACCAACCUCUAACUUAAAAUUCUCCAACAAGAAAAUAUACUACCAACCUCUAACUUAAAAUUCACCAUCAAUCCAAGAACAGAGGCAACACUAUGAUCAACUCCGAGAAUGUCAUUAUCAUCCUCACAGCAUUAAUCUUAUGCUUCUCCAUUUCCAUAUUAUCCGAACGUGAACCCAUCCCGUUUCAGAUGCAACUCGAUCGAUGGGAAGUAUUGCUACCGAGCAUCGGUAUAUCCGCCAUGCACAUGCAACUCCUCCACAACGGCAUGGUCAUAAUGUUCGACCGUACCGAUUUUGGAAUCUCGAAUCUUUCUCUACCAGGAGGCAUGUGUCGAUUUGAUCCUAGUGACACUGCGGUCAAGUUCGAUUGCUCCGCGCAUUCGGUUCUCUACGACGUUGUCUCUAACACAUACCGUGCCUUGAAAGUCCAAACCGAUACAUGGUGUUCUUCUGGUUCAGUUCUUCCCAACGGAACAUUGGUUCAAACUGGUGGAUACAACGACGGUGAGCGCGCUGCUCGAAUGUUUACACCAUGUGGUUAUAGUGAAACAUGUGACUGGAUCGAGUUUCCUCAGUAUCUAGCCCAACGUAGAUGGUAUGCCACCAAUCAAAUUUUACCUGAUGGACGGAUAAUUGUGGUCGGGGGAAGAAGACAAUUCAACUUUGAAAUUUUCCCUCGACCUGAUUCUCAUGGUUAUAGAGGAUCAAGAUUUGAUUUUCUUAGAGAAACUACCGAUGGAAGUAGCGAGAAUAACUUGUAUCCGUUCCUUUAUCUCUUACCCGAUGGAAACUUAUUCGUCUUCGCUAACACAAGAUCCAUUGUGUUUGAUUACAAAAGGAACCGGAUCGUGAGAGAGUUUCCAGAGAUUCCAGAUGGUGAUCCAAGAAACUAUCCAAGCAGUGGCUCUUCCAUACUUUUUCCAUUAGAUGAAAGCAAGAAUAUUAUGGAGGCUGAGAUUAUGGUUUGUGGAGGAGCUCCAAAAGACGCCUUUCCACGAGCAAAAAGCCAACAAGGAUUCACACGUGCCACUUCCACGUGUGGAAGGCUAAGGCUAACUAGUCCGAAUCCAAUCUGGGAAAUGGAGACCAUGCCAUUGCCACGUGUAAUGGGGGACAUGCUGCUCUUACCAACGGGUGAUAUCAUUAUUGUAAACGGUGCAGGAGCUGGUACAGCCGGGUGGGAGAAUGCCCGUGACCCGGUAACCCGACCCGUGAUAUAUCACCCAUUUGAUCACCGCUUCUCAAUUAUGUCCACAUCAUCGUGUCCUAGGAUGUACCAUUCGUCUGCGGUUUUGUUACCGGACGGUCGGGUUUUAGUCGGUGGUAGUAAUCCUCACAUUUAUUACAACUUCACCAACGUCGAGUAUCCAACGGAAUUAAGCCUCGAGGCUUACUCUCCUCCCUACCUCUCUUUCACGUCUGACUCAAUAAGACCACAUAUAUUGACCAACGACAAAGUAAUCAGUUACAAGAGAUUGUUCAACGUCCAUUUCUCCAUACCACAGUUUUUGACCAUUGAUCUUCUCUCUGUGAGGAUAGUUGCACCUUCGUUCACUACGCACUCUUUUGCGAUGAAUCAGAGGAUGGUGAUUUUGAAGCUAUUAUCUGUGACUCAUGAGGAUCUAACGAAUUCGUAUAAACUCGAUGUGUUGGGUCCAUCAACGGCUGAGAUUGCUCCUCCAGGAUAUUAUAUGAUCUUUCUGGUACACGCAGGGAUACCAAGUUCUGGUUUUUGGGUGCAAAUUGAGUGAACCUUAAAUUGAGGAUGAAUUGUCUGAAGUGUAUGUUGCAUGUUGAGUUUAUUACGGCUAAGUAUACAUUAAUACUGGUGAGAAAUAACAGGAGGAAUAAGAGAUUAGGUAUCUUAUAUAAUGCAUGACACAUGAGCGACUCAGCUUGAGUCCAUCUCAUGUUGAAAUAAAUCACUAUUAUGGAUUUCUUAGCUCUUUCUAGGAAAUAGAUGACAAUUACACAUCUCAUGUUGAAAUAAAUCACUAUUAUGGAGUAAUAAAAUGUACGUAUUACAAAAUUCCUAUUUAUGAGAUAAAACAUUUUUA
Messenger RNA from Brassica rapa (field mustard), 3268 nucleotides. RefSeq names its product aldehyde oxidase GLOX. Lineage: Eukaryota; Viridiplantae; Streptophyta; Magnoliopsida; Brassicales; Brassicaceae. The record is from RefSeq and is a predicted model, not a curated record.